CAGGAGGCGCCGCGGGCGCGGCCAUGGCGGACCCGGCCCGGGACGCGCUCGGUGCCGCCGCCGCUGUGCCGGAGCCGCCGCCCGCAGCCGCCUCCCCGCCCGAAGCGGCGGCCGCAGAGGCGGCGGGAGAAGGCGAGGUGCGGGAGGCUGGCGGCGGCAGCGAGCUGAAGGCGGAGGUGGCGGACGGGGAGGUGAGGAGCGCGGAGGGGGAGGCGGCGGACGCGGAGGAGCCGGGGCUGCAGGCGGGUGCGGCCCGGAAGGUGAAGCUGGAGCUGAAGGAGCGGAAGGAGAAGAAGCAGAAAGUGGACGAGGACGAGAUCCAGAAGAUGCAGAUCCUGGUCUCCUCCUUCUCCGAGGAGCAGCUGAACCGCUACGAGAUGUACCGGCGCUCUGCCUUCCCCAAGGCUGCCAUCAAACGGCUCAUCCAGUCCAUCACCGGCACCUCCGUGUCCCAGAACGUCGUCAUUGCCAUGUCGGGCAUCUCCAAGGUGUUUGUUGGGGAGGUGGUGGAAGAAGCUUUGGAUGUGUGUGAGAAGUGGGGGGAGCUGCCCCCCCUGCAGCCCAAGCACAUGAGGGAGGCUGUCCGGAGGCUCAAGGCACGGGGGCAAAUCCCCAACUCCAAGUACAAAAAGAUCAUUUUCCACUGAGAGAGGCUGAGAUGAGCUUCCUGUAGGACCUUCCCACGUGGACUCUUCCCUAAGGCCCUUUUGGGGUGACCUGUGGGACCUCAAGGAUGUUCCUGCUGUCCCUGCCUGUGCUGGGCAGAGCCUGGAUGCACCCUUGACCUGGACUUUGGGGAGAGCAACAUCCAGGGGCUGCAGAGCAUUUUCUGCUGGCCCAGAUGUGCCAUCUGUGCCCAGAUGUGUGGGUUUUCUUUUCAGUGCAUUAAACUUAUUCUUGUGUUCAUAA
Messenger RNA from Lonchura striata (white-rumped munia), 909 nucleotides. It is a transcript of the gene TAF11, whose product is annotated as TATA-box binding protein associated factor 11. NCBI's taxonomy places the organism in Eukaryota, Metazoa, Chordata, Aves, Passeriformes, Estrildidae. Gene Ontology annotation, biological process: transcription initiation at RNA polymerase II promoter; RNA polymerase II preinitiation complex assembly. Gene Ontology annotation, cellular component: transcription factor TFIID complex; nucleus. The record is from RefSeq and is a predicted model, not a curated record. Gene Ontology annotation, molecular function: protein heterodimerization activity; RNA polymerase II general transcription initiation factor activity.